Closterium sp. NIES-65 is the source of this 1653-nucleotide messenger RNA. NCBI's taxonomy places the organism in Eukaryota, Viridiplantae, Streptophyta, Zygnematophyceae, Desmidiales, Closteriaceae. The record is from the annotation of a GenBank genome assembly.
AUGGCUACCCCUAGUCUCCUCGCUUUUGACACCGAGGUUCGAGCCAUUGACUUUGACGUCUGGGUAGAUGACCUGCAGCUGUUCUUACAGUGCGACAGGGCAGACGGUCUCUCUCUCUUUGACCUCACCUCUGGCACCUCUCCUGCCCUGUUGCUGAUGCUGGCGCCACUGGGUGCUCCCCCUCCCCCCUUCUGCCCUCUAUUGCCUCUACUGCUACGGCCGACCUUCUUGGUCUCAAGUCGGUCGGUGCGGCGUCUGCCCCUAGCGGGAGACGCCGCUCUUGCAAAGGCAAGGGGGGCAGAGGCACUAGAGGAGCGAGCGGGAGCGGUGGAGGUGGAGGUGGAGGCGGCGGGGGGAGUGGGGAUGGCGGUGGGAGUGGAGGUGGGGGAGAAGGUGUCGGUGGCGGCGGUGGAGGCGGAGGCGGCAGCGGCGGUGGCGGUGGGAGCGGAGGUGGCGGAGGUGGCGGCGGUGGAGGCGUCGGCGGAGGCGGCGGUGGUAGCGGAGGCGGCGGGGGUGGCGGUGGAGCUGGUCCCAGGUCUACGCAGAGGAGUGGUUCUGGGUGACUGUUACCGGUGUUUCCCGCCUGAUCCGGGCAUUGAGACUGCUGCUCUAGGUGCUGGUGUGGGUGCUGCCCUAGGUGCUUGCGAGGCUGCUGCUCUAGGUGCUAGUGCGUCUGCGUCCUCAGGAACUGCGGCUCCCUCUGGCACCCUGUCUGGUCUCUACCUCCCCUCAUUUUCUACAAACUUGGUGAGUGGUGCUGACCUGCAGGAUGGGGGAGGGCGCCAGCAGGCUGCCCCUCACUCCUCCCAGUUUCCUCCGACAGAGGCCCCGCUGCAGACACUUCACAUGGACGUGUGGGGCCCAUCCCGCGUCCGUAGACAGGGUCACGAGCACUACUUCCUGCUAGUUGUUGACGACUACUCGCGUUACACUGCGGUCUUCCCCAUGCACAGCAAGGGUGAUGUCACUGAGGUGCUGAUCGACUGGAUCCGCGCAGCUCGUCUCCAGCUCAGGCAGAGCUUUGGCUUGGACUUUCCUGUUCUGCGUCUGCACUUGGACAGAGGCGGAGAGUUUUCCUCUGGCCUUAUGAGAGCCUACUGUCGUGCACGAGGCAUCCGUCAGACCUUCACGCUUCCGGACUCCCCGCAGCAAAAUGGGAUUGCUGAGCGCCGCAUUGGCAUGGUCAUGGACGUCGCUCGUACGUCUAUGAUGCAUGCGGCUGCCCCCCAUUUUCUGUGGCCGUUUGCGGUGAGGUACGCGGCGCAUCGGAUUAACCUCCACUCCAUGGUCUCCAGGCCGGAGACCUCCCCAGCCUUGCUGUGGACGGGAAAGGUUGGCGAUGUGUCGGCAUUCUGGGUCUGGGGAUCUCGGGCGUUUGUCUGCGACUUGUCUGCGGACAAGCUGUCCCCUCGUGCUGCUCCUUGCGUCUUCCUGGGGUUCCCCUCUGACGCGCUUGGGUGGCAGUUCUACCACCCCACCUCUCGCCGUGUUCUAUUCUCCCAGGACGUCACGUUUGACAAGUCGGUCCCCUACUACCGCCUCUUCCCCUACCGCACUCCGUCCCUCCCCCCUCCCCCGCUCUUCCUUCUACUAAGUCCCCCCCCGGUAGCCCCCCUCCCCCCUCAGGGUCCUGCCCCUUCAGGUGUGUCCUAG